GCUGCUGCUGCUGUUUCUCUGCAGGACGUUUAAAUUCAGGACCCAACAAGCAACAGAUCAGCUCAGCCAAAAAACACAUUUGACUUGAGGAGAGCUUUACAUCAGGUAAAAUAUGUUCCUGUCUUGUUCCAUGCUCCUGUCUUCGUGUCUCUGCAUCGCCUCUGCAACAUUUGAUUAUUUUUUCGACGAGGGAUCCUUAAUGGAUCCAGAGGACACACUGAGCGUGAGCGUUCUUCUGCAGGGCGUACAGCGCCCUCUGCUGGGAGGAACCCUGUUACUGCCAUGCCACUUCCAGGACCACACCGUGGAAGACCCCGGUGCUCCCCCCAUCGACCCCCUUUCCCAUCGCAUUGUAUGGAGCCAUGUCACAAAAGAAAAGGACACUACCAUCCUUGUGGCUUUGGAGGGAAGGGUGCGCAUCGGCGAAGGUUACCUGGACAGAGUUCACCUGCUGAACUACCCCCAGCACCCAGCAGAUGCCAGCAUCCAGAUAUCUGAGCUGCGUUCCAGUGACUCAGGAGUAUAUCGCUGUAAAGUGCAAAGUGGCAUAGAUGACACAUAUGACACUGUGCACGUCCAUGUUCAAGGUAUCGUGUUUCACUACCGGUCCUUUAUGGGUCGCUACACUUUGACUUUUGAGGAAGCAAAGCAAGCCUGUGCCAUGAGCAGCGCAGUCAUUGCUUCUCCUGAGCAGCUGCAAGCGGCGUUCGACGAUGGUUUCCACCAGUGCGACGCCGGCUGGUUGUCCGAUAAAACAGUGCGGUACCCAAUCCACGAGCCUCGUAUGAACUGCUUUGGUGAUAAAGAAGAACUUCCUGGGGUCAGGACGUACGGCGUGAGAGAUCUCAAUGAGACAUAUGAUGUUUACUGCUUUGCAGAAAGGAUGACGGGCAGAGUUUUCCACGCUACUUCUGCAAGGAAGUAUAGCUUCUCCGAGGCUGUGUCGGCGUGUUCCCGCCAGGGAGCUCAGCUAGCCACCACAGGCCAGCUCUACCUCGCAUGGAAGGGGGGGAUGGACGUCUGCAACGCCGGCUGGCUGGGAGACGGCAGCGUUCGAUACCCCAUCAAUGUUCGACGGCCACAGUGUGGAGGAGGUCUGCUGGGGGUGCGAACCGUGUAUCUCCACACCAACCAGACAGGAUACCCUCUUCCUGAUUCCCGUUACGAUGCCUUCUGUUAUAUAGACUCCCCAGACGACGAAGGUUCGGGCACCGACGAGGGAAGCGGCCUUCUGAUCGUUACUACCGUGACAAAGAGUCCAGAGCUGUUCUUCAGCACGACGACGACCACGGAGAGUGAAGCAGUUGGAGAGGUGGAGACUCAGCGACCACUUGACCUGAACUCCACCUACAGGGCGAGCCACAGCAAGCUGCCACUUCCUCAGCCAACAAGCACUGCAGAGAUCACCUUUAGCCUUGUAAAGGCUGUCAGCAACCAGCCGGCUGUGUUCAGGGAGCCCAGCAAAACCUCCGUCGUCUCUCCUGCAGAUGGUGUGGUCUUCCAUUACCGCUCACCAACUGGCCGAUAUGCUUUCACAUUCGUUGAGGCCCAGGUGGCCUGCCAGCGUGUCGGAGGCUCCAUGGCCACGCCUCAGCAGCUGCAGCAAGCAUACGAGACUGGAUAUCAUCAAUGUGAUGCUGGUUGGCUUCUGGACCAGACCGUGAGGUAUUCCAUUGUGUUUCCUCAAGAAAAGUGUGCUGGAGAUUUCCAGGAUCAACCUGGAGUUCGGUCAUAUGGUCUUAGACCCGCUGAUGAGAGACACGAUGUUUACUGCCACACUGAAGGAAUCAAAGGAGAGGUUUUUCAUGUGGGAUCUGCUGAGGGUUUCACCUACGACGAGGCCAUUUCUGCCUGUGAGAACCACAGUGCGGUGCUGGCCUCUACUGCACAGCUCUUCGCAGCCUGGAAAAUGGGCUUGGACAAGUGUCGCGCAGGCUGGCUGCUGGACCGCAGCGUCCGCUAUCCCAUCAACAGCCCCCGUCCUGGGUGUGGAGGAGGGAAAUCAGGGGUGUACACGCUGUACGCAAACCAGACACACUACCCUGAACCCGAUGCCAGAUAUGAUGCGUACUGUUUAAGAGCCGACUUUCUGGCAGAAGGAAAUGAAACUGGACUGAACAUCACAGGGAUCCAGAAGGCUCUGCCUAACCUGACAUCAGCUGGUGCCUUAUUGAGGACCGAUAUUUCUUCCAUUGUCCCUCCCAUCCCUGUGGAGAUUUCCGGUUCUGGCUCUGGUUUAGCAGAUUUUGAAUCAGCCUCUGGAGAACAGUCCAGUCCUGGAGUUACUCCUAGCACUGGGGACCAAAUUACCUCUGGAGAUCUGUUUGGUUCUGGAGACCAAGUUACCUCUGGAGAUCUGUCUGGUUCUGGAGACCAGGUUACCUCCGGAGAUCUGUCUGGUUCUGGAGACCAGGUUACCUCUGGAGAUCUGUCUGGUUCUGGAGACCAGGUUACCUCUGGAGAUCUGUCUGGUUCUGGAGACCAAGUUACCUCCGGAGAUCUGUCUGGUUCUGGAGACCAGGUUACCUCUGGAGAUCUGUCUGGUUCUGGAGACCAGGUUACCUCUGGAGAUCUGUCUGGUUCUGGAGACCAAGUUACCUCCGGAGAUCUGUCUGGUUCUGGAGACCAGGUUACCUCUGUAGAUCUGUCUGGUUCUGGAGACCAAGUUACCCCUGGAGAUCUGUCUGGUUCUGGAGACCAAGUUACCCCUGGAGAACUGUCUGGUUCUGGAGACCAAGUUACCUCUGGAGAUCUGUCUGGUUCUGGAGACCAAGUUACCUCUGGAGAUCUGUCUGGUUCUGGAGACCAAGAGGCAUUUGCAGAGGCUGAAAAAGGACGCACAGGAGUUUUUAACUUUUCUUUGUCUGGAGCUGGUUCCGGAGAGCUCAGUGGAAGUGGAGAUAUGUUUGGGUUUGGAUUUAACUUUACUGAACAAAAUCCUUCCAUACGUAGUUCUGGGCAAACUGGACCUCUAACUGGAAGUGGACAAUCUGGAGACGAUUCUGGAAGUGGAGAUGCUCAGAUCUCACCGAUAGAUGAAACUUUUGCCAAGAAGGAGAACACGCUUGGUGGAGAACCACUGGAUGUGAGUGGUUCUGGAGUCUUUUCAGGAUCUGGGAUUCCCAGUGGCGAUCAUAGUGGGUCGAGCUCUGGAAGUGGCUCUGACCUUACCGGUGUGACUUUCAUGGGUUCAGGCUUCACUGAACUCAUUGUGUCAUCUUCUGGAGAACAUGAGGAGGUCUCUGGGGGUUUAUUCUACAGCUCUGGACCAGGAAGCGGGGGACAGUUUUCGGGAUUUGGAAUCUCAAGUUUAAUUUCUUAUUCUGGAUCGGCGGUUUCUGGAUCAGGUUUCUCUGGAUCUGAAACAUCUACACCCACGUCAGAGGGUGGUGUUACAUUUAUCACUCAGGGUGUAAUGACAGAAAUAUCUGGAGAUGCUAAAGUGCCUCUGGAGCUAGAAGAGGGCUCAGUGGAGUACAGUGGAGAAGCAAGUGGUGGCAGCAGUGGGUUCUACUCUGGUGGCCAAGACACAGACUUAUCCAGGGACUACAUCUUCAUGCCAGGGGUUUCUUCUUCUAGAGAUUCUUCUGAUCCAUUGUUGGCAGUCCUACCCGCUCCAUCAGUUGACCCAGCUCUGACAGAUCCCAUAGGGACAGAGGAUGGAGCUGAACUGGCAGAGACCUCCAGAGUUUAUGUGACUCCAGGUCCAGAAAAUGUCCCAGCAGGACUGGCAGCUCCUCCUGCAGAAGCCAAACCGGCCUUUGUGCAGACACCAGACCUCAUGGAAGCCUUCAACCCAUGUAAACCGAAUCCUUGUGGUAAUGCUUCGUGCACAGCAGAGGGAGGAGUAGCUUUCUGCUUUGAGGCAGAAGUCUGCCAUCCCAACCCUUGCGCCAAUGGAGCCACCUGUGUGGAGAGCGCAGAUUCUUUCAAAUGCUUAUGCCUGCCCAGCUACGGAGGGGAACGCUGUGAGAUCGAGGAGCAGCGGUGUGAAGACGGUUGGACAAAGUUUCAGGGAAACUGCUACCUGCACUUCUCUGACAGGGAGGAGUGGCUGGAUGCAGAGAGACGCUGCCGGGACCUGAACGCGCACCUGGUCAGCAUCAUCACACCAGAGGAGCAGCAGUUUGUCAGCGCUACUGCGCAGGACAACCAGUGGAUUGGCCUGAACGACAAAACAGUGGAGAACGAUUUCCAGUGGACUGACGGCACUCCGCUGCAAUACGAGAACUGGAAGCUGAAUCAGCCAGAUAACAACUUAAACUCAGCAGAGGACUGCGUGGCGAUGAUCUGGCUUGAGAACGGCAAGUGGAAUGAUGUUCUCUGCACCUCCCAUCUGUCGUUCACCUGCAAGAAAGGACCAGUGUCUUGUGGGGCCCCGCCCGUGGUGAAGAACGCUCAUAUGUUUGGAAACAGGAGGUCGGAGUACCCCGUCAACUCCAUCGUCCGUUAUCAGUGCAACCCAGGGUUCAGACAGCGCCACCUACCGGUGGUCCGGUGCCAGGCUGACGGGCAGUGGGAGGAACCCAAAGUGCAGUGUGCUGAUGUAAAAGCCAGGAACAGAAUAACAGCAAGGACCAGCAGGAGUUCCUCAGUGAGCGGCAAAAAUAAAUAA
This is a messenger RNA of Fundulus heteroclitus (mummichog), 4615 nucleotides long. Its product is annotated as aggrecan core protein. Gene Ontology annotation, molecular function: calcium ion binding; hyaluronic acid binding. Gene Ontology annotation, biological process: cell adhesion. NCBI's taxonomy places the organism in Eukaryota, Metazoa, Chordata, Actinopteri, Cyprinodontiformes, Fundulidae. The transcript is spliced from 20 exons. The record is from RefSeq and is a predicted model, not a curated record. The coding region runs from base 113 to 4615 and encodes 1500 amino acids.